Tachysurus vachellii is the source of this 1406-nucleotide messenger RNA. It is a transcript of the gene gypc, whose product is annotated as glycophorin C (Gerbich blood group). The record is from RefSeq and is a predicted model, not a curated record. The transcript has 6 exons. NCBI's taxonomy places the organism in Eukaryota, Metazoa, Chordata, Actinopteri, Siluriformes, Bagridae. The coding region runs from base 482 to 820 and encodes 112 amino acids. Gene Ontology annotation, cellular component: cortical cytoskeleton; membrane.
UUCAGGGGUGGAGAAGGAAACAGAAAAAGAAAAAAAACAAAAAAAAAAACACGCUAGUUCACAUGCAGCUCAUCAGACCUAACGACACACACUGUUACAAGAAGGUUAGUUUAAAGUAGCAGGAUUUGAGCUGGCAGUCCUGUCUUUUAUUCCUCUCUUAAACAGGAAAAGUCAAUUCCUAACGUGCUCACCGUCUAAGGAAGCAUUUCCUGUGCAAGAGGAGUCGACAACUUGUUGCAAGGCGAUUCAGAGAGGUCAGUCGGAGCGAACGCGCUGAUGGCGUACAAGUCAAACAACUAACAGGUCGGACAACCUCGAAGCCUUUCGGCUGAAAGCAAAUAACAGAGGUGGAGUGAGUGUGAUAAAGCACUACGUCGGUCUCUCGAGUCCAUUUUCUCUUCGUCAUAACCAACGGCGAGGCUAAAGCUUAAAACAAAGGACAGGCUGUCCCCUUCAAUCUUUCUCCUGGACAUUUUCUCACAUGCUCCUGAGGCCCGACUCGAUGAGAAUGGCAUCUAAUACGACUGGCUCCAUAACGCCGGCUCUCAAAAAUGAGGGUGCGAGCCCAGUUACCGAGGGAGCCGCUGAUGAAAACGGCAGCUACUUCAACGUGAUCAUUGGUGCCGUCAUCGCUGCGGUAGUCCUGGUCUUCAUCUGUCUGCUCUUGGUGCUCUUUCGCUACAUGUACAGACACAAGGGCACCUACCACACUAACGAGGCCAAGGGAAGCGAAUUCGCCGAGACGGCAGACGCGGCACUGCAGGGAGAUCCGGCACUUCAAGACACCGUGGACGAAAGCAAGAAAGAGUAUUUCAUAUGAGCCUUAUAUAGACCGAAUCCGGAAAGCCAUGCCUUAAAAACUUGGUCAACGAGCAAAUCGAUCUGAUCUCAGCUGAUCACAGGGUUGAGUUCACCUCCCCAAAGCAUAUACAGUCAUUAUAUUAUAUUCAUUAUAAUGGAACAUACAAAAACUUUGAGAAGACUUUGGGUAAAUAUUUUGCCUAGCAUCUCCCAAUGAUGUUAAGCAUUAAGCAUGUGCAGAUCUGAUGGCUGACGAAUUGUGACACAAAAUCAAGGUAAAUGAAGGUAAAAGCUGGAAUAUGAAAAAAUAGCCAAAGAGAAAAAAAUACCAGCAACUGACUAUAACACUGUGGACAAAGUGUGUGAUAUUGUUUGAAUGCAAAUGAGAUUUAAUCAUUUAAUGUGUUUCUUCUUAUUGCUUGACAAUCAGUGUUUAAAAUGGUGUUCAUUAAUUAAUCAGCCAUACAUUGAUUGUAUAUAGUAUUUCUUUGUUUUGUAUUUUUAUGUAUAUCACCAGGCCGAAUUUUUAAAUGAUUAAAGUGACUCUGAGGUUAAACCUCACAAAGGCAUCUUUUAAUUUUAAAAUAUAUUCUCCGCACAUUUCA